Molecule: messenger RNA, 900 nt
Organism: Schizophyllum commune H4-8
Lineage: Eukaryota; Fungi; Basidiomycota; Agaricomycetes; Agaricales; Schizophyllaceae
Product: cytochrome b5
Exons: 4
Coding region: 161-769 (202 amino acids)
Cellular component (GO): intracellular membrane-bounded organelle; membrane
Molecular function (GO): heme binding
Source: RefSeq, a predicted model, not a curated record
CCGCCGCUCAUGUUCUCGACGGGAACUGCCUCGUUCUCGGCUGCAAGCCUGUCAAGCGUCCACCGCGCGAUUUCGGAACGCGCAAAAGUACUUAUGGGGGCUUCGAACUCGUCCGAUUUCUCUUCUCAUCGAACCCCAACAACCCUGCCAACCCCACUAUAUGCUACGCACACUAGCCGCCCCUGCCGCGCUUGCCGUCGUCCGGUCUCAACAACUCCAGCGUGCUGGUGUCUGCCUCGCUGCGGCUGCCGCUAAGCGGCGCAUCGCGUCUUCGGCGAACCCGAACAGCGCACACUACGGGCCUGAUGACCCUCGUCAUUCGCCCUUCCUGAAGGACCUCAUCGCCGCUGCUGGCGUGGGUAUCGUCGCUUAUACCGGCUACGCGUUGUGGUCGCCUCGCGACUCGCACGCGCACCUGCCUAAUUCCUCUUGGAUAUCGGGAGAGCCAUCCCACUUCCUACCUGUGAUACAGCCCUCGGAGGUCGCGAAACACACGUCUCGCAACGAUUGCUGGGUGAUCUUCGACGGGGAGGUGUACGACGUCACGAAUUUCCUCGACAAGCACAGCGCAGGCGCCGAGUCGAUCCUGAAGAACGCUGGGAAGGAUGUCACGCCGAUGUUCGUGCACUUCCACAAACCCGGAACGAUCGAUAAGCUGCCCGCUGAGUGCCACAUUGGCACGCUACCUGUCGCUGCGCCACCAGUCUCCGAGGAGCAUCGAGUUCGCCCCGACAAGGAGGACGUCCUCAAGUUCUUCUCGGCCUUGUAAGUGACUUUCAUAAAGUCUGUAUUUGUACGUACCGGAUAUAUGGUUGUGAAUACUCGAAGGACUGGAUAUGUACCAUAGCACUAAUCAUCGCACCUGUAUAUCGAUACCAAACACUGUUUCAUUCGCACUUG